GUCAACUGUACAAUACUAUGUGAGAUGCCGCACGCGACGAACCGAAUCUGUCGCGAACCACAUCUCCAUAUCCCCCAUAUCCCAAUUGCAUAGCAUAGAGAAGAACCGUAUCGCACAUCACGACUGCAGUAGUUAUCUACGUACACCUCUUAGACCUACUAAUCAUCCUGAUAAUGUUAUGAAAACGACCAUACGAGUAUUCAAAAUUACCCCCUGGCUCGGCGUUAGCUUCGAUUGCAGCCUCGGUCCUAUCCCCUUAGCAUCUACUCCCAGCCGUAGACAUGAGCGACCUUGAUAAAGCGAUCGCUCAACUCCGAGCAUGUCGUCCGAUCCCCGAGGCGCAAGUUAGGGAACUUUGCCAUAAAGCCCGAGAGCUCUUGAUCGAAGAAGGAAAUGUCGUUACAGUCACAGCUCCCGUAACGAUAUGUGGUGACAUCCACGGACAGUUUCACGAUUUAAUGGAACUUUUUAGGGUCGGGGGCGAUCCUCCAGACACAAACUACCUUUUCAUGGGCGACUUCGUCGACCGUGGCUUCUACUCGCUAGAAUCCUUUCUCCUACUCCUCUGUCUAAAAGUCCGCUAUCCCGAUCGUAUGACACUGAUUAGAGGCAACCACGAGUCUCGUCAAAUAACGACGGUUUAUGGAUUCUACGACGAGUGUCUUCGAAAAUAUGGCAGUGCUAACGUGUGGAGGUAUUGCUGCGACGUUUUCGACUAUCUCGCCCUCGGAGCUAUAGUGCUCAACGCGUCGAAUACCCUCUCGCCUCCCAAUGAGAUGACACCUAGCGAGGAAUAUACCCAGCAGGAUAUUGAGAUUGAAGUGUGCAAUGCGGAUGGGGAUAUCAUGAGCCGAUUCAUGAGACGAAACAGCGAUCAAUCCAUAGACCGCGAGCGGAAAAGCCCUAACGGAACUCAACCUAAGACUGGUCCUCCAGGGUCAGGCGCGUCGGGCUCCAGUGGGGGCACCAUUGGCAAUCCGACAGGAGCAGUUUUAUGCGUACACGGCGGUUUGUCACCCCUGAUCGAUACGGUGGAUAAGAUCCGCCUAUUAGAUCGCAAACAAGAAGUACCUCACGAGGGCGCCAUGUGCGACCUCUUGUGGUCUGAUCCGGACGAGAUUGACGGCUGGGGUCUGUCGCCACGCGGCGCAGGCUUCCUCUUUGGCGCGGAUAUUGUCAAGGUCUUCAACCAUAAGAACGACCUUUCGCUCAUCGCGCGCGCCCACCAGCUCGUCAUGGAAGGUUUCAAGGAAAUGUUCGAUGCGAGCAUUGUUACGGUUUGGUCAGCGCCCAACUAUUGUUACCGAUGCGGUAACGUGGCCGCCGUCCUAGAGUUAUCCGAGGACCCGACCGGAGAGAGCUUUUUCGCGCGCAGCAACGGUGAUGUGGGCCGGAGCGAUGGCGGAGUAGAGGGUGUUAUGAUGGAGAGCGAGAAGAGGCUCAAGAACGGCCCAGCAAGGAGAUAUCGCGUAUUCCAGGCGGCGCCGCAAGACUCCAGGGGUAUGCCUGCCAAGAAGCCGGUAGCAGAUUACUUCCUAUAGGACCCCCCCUGGUGUAAGGACUGGAUUGUAUAAUACGAAAUGGUUGGCAGCAACGGACGUGGCAUUCCGCUUAAGACGGACCAUCAACAGUGUUUUACCCCUUUUGGUAUGAUACCUGGCGGAGUUCCGGAGACAUAUCACAGAAAGAAGCAGAUUUCGGAUUAAUGAUUAACUAGGCGGCGUAUUCUGGUCUCUCAUGAGAAUAGAUGCAGAGGAGAUAUCCAUGUAAUGAAUUAUACUAGGAUAUAUUCCUGUUCAGCCUACUGGCACAUUUUCACUGCAGUGAACGGGAUGGGACGAGACGAUUCGGCGUUGACGAAUAGGAAUACUAAAGA
Molecule: messenger RNA, 1876 nt
Organism: Daldinia decipiens
Lineage: Eukaryota; Fungi; Ascomycota; Sordariomycetes; Xylariales; Hypoxylaceae
Product: serine/threonine protein phosphatase
Exons: 4
Coding region: 282-1541 (419 amino acids)
Biological process (GO): double-strand break repair via homologous recombination; peptidyl-serine dephosphorylation
Cellular component (GO): nucleus; cytoplasm
Molecular function (GO): protein serine/threonine phosphatase activity
Source: RefSeq, a predicted model, not a curated record